AUGUCUACUCGAUCUGCAUCAGGAUCACGAAUCCGUAAUGCCUCACCAUCAGGUUCUAGCGCAUUAAAUGUAUCUCGUGCUGAAGAAAAAGAACAAUUAGAAACACUUAAUAAUCGUUUGGCUGUCUAUAUUGAUACAGUACGUCGUUUAGAACAUGAUAAUAAAGAAUUAAAGAAUAUAAUUGCAUCGUAUACAGAUACAUAUGAACUUCAAACAUCGAAAGUAAAACAAUUAUAUGAACGUGAACUUGAGGAUGCAAAAAAAUUAAUUGAAGAACUUGCAAGAGAAAAAUCACGUUUGGAAAUUGAAGCUGAAAGAGCAAAUGCUGAAGCACAAGAUGCAUUGACGAAACUUGCUCGUAAAGAACGUGAAUUACGUUCGGCUGAAGCUCGAAUUAAACAAUAUGAAACAGAAAUUGGAGAUUUAAAAGGACGGAAUGAAGCACUUGUUUUUGAUAAUAAUCGAAAAACAGAUGAUAAUGUCACUUUACGUGGUCAAAAUGGCGAUCUUGAAAAACAAGUGAAUACAUUAAAACGUCAACUUGAAUCUGAAACUCUUUUACGUAUUGAUCUCGAAAAUAAAAAUAAAACAUUACGUGAAGAACUUCAAUUUAAUCAACAAAUUCAUGAAACGGCUGUCGAUGAAAUUCGUCGACAAAAACGUGUCGAACUUAAAUCAUAUGAUGAUGGUUUACGUCAACAAUAUGAUGAUAAUUUAUUACAUGAAUUACAACAAUUACGUAUGCAAACUGAUCAAGAACUGCAAUCCAUACGUGAUGAAAUAGCUGGACAAUAUGAACAAAAAAUUGAAGAUUUAAAAAAUACGAUUCGUCGUAAUGCUGAUCAAUUUGGUUCAUAUAGAUCUGAUGUUGCAUCCUAUCGUGAACGUAUUGAAGAUAUGACUAAAGCUCGUGAUGCAUUAAAUGAUAAAGUUUUAUUUCUUGAACAACGUUGUCGUGAUUUGGAAGAUCGUCUUCAUCGUGCACAACAACGACAAGAUGAAUUAUUAGCUGAACGUGAAGAUGAAUUACAACGUUUAAAACAACAAAUUGAACAAAUGCAAAUUGAUUAUCAAAAUUUACUUGAUAUUAAAAUAGGUCUUGAUAGAGAAAUUGCAACAUAUAGAAAAUUACUUGAAUCGGAAGAAGAACGACUUAAUAUAUCGGGUAGUUCAAGUCGUAUUGGUGGUGACAGGUCAUAUUCUGAUGGUGCUGGUGUAACAACAACAUCAAGUAGAACAUUUGACAGUAGUACAUAUCCAUCACGUAAACGUCUACGUUAUGAACCGGAUGAACGAUUAUCAAUACAUAGUCAUUUACUUGAUGGUAUUAAUAUAAUUGAUGAUGAUAGUUCACAUCCAAAAUUUGUUAAAUUAAUUAAUAAUUCAAAUCAAGAAAUCAAUUUAAAUGGAUGGAUACUUAAACGUAAAGUUGGUUCACAAUCGUAUGAAUUUAAAUUUCCUAGAGGAAUGACUUUGAAAGCUGGUGCUACAACAACAAUUUGGAGUUCGGAUGUUAAUGAUAUAUCAGUUGAUCCACCAACAAAUUUAAAAUUACGUACAACUAAAUGGUUUACAGCUGGUAAUGAAACUAAAAAAACAAUUUUAGAAGAUGCAGAUGGACGUAUUGUUGCCGAAAAAACAAUUACUAUCAAAUAA
Molecule: messenger RNA, 1656 nt
Organism: Rotaria sordida
Lineage: Eukaryota; Metazoa; Rotifera; Eurotatoria; Philodinida; Philodinidae
Source: the annotation of a GenBank genome assembly